Molecule: messenger RNA, 1455 nt
Organism: Thamnophis sirtalis
Lineage: Eukaryota; Metazoa; Chordata; Lepidosauria; Squamata; Natricidae
Source: RefSeq, a predicted model, not a curated record
GUAUUUCAGCCAUGCAGGAGGAGGAGGAGGAGGAAUCGGAAGCAACCUCGGUAUCUUCUGGAGACAGUAGCCCCGCGACCCCAUCUGCCAAUGGCUAUCCUGGUCCCCAGAGCAAAGACCCCAAACUGGCCACUGCUGUGGAACAGGUGGAUGAUGUUGGAGAGGGAGGGCAGGAUCGCCUCAGCUCUUCCCAGGUUCCCAGCCCCGAAUGGCACGAAUGCCCCGAGUGUGGGCGUGGCUUUGGCACAUCUCGGGCCCUGAAGGUGCACCGUAGCUACCACGUGGGGCGCAAAAGGCCACACAGUGGCUCCUCUUCAACCAAGCCACCCCCACCUCCACUGAUCUUGCCGGGAAAUCCUGACAGCCAGGAAGGGCGGACGGCCCUGACUUCCGGCCGGGGCAGAGCUUUUCACUACAUCUGUGCUGAGUGUGGCGUGGGCUUUACCUCUCCUGCCACGCUGGAGGGCCACCGCUGCGAACACAGCUGGCGCAGAAGCCCUCCAGCCCCUCCUCGUAAUAAGCUGGCUCCUCCUCCUGCUGCUCCCAGAGAGGCUAACGGGGAUCAGGACACAGAUGGGGCUGACGGACCAUACCACUGUACGGAGUGCCCGGGGGAAUUUGGCUUGGUAUCCGAACUUCACGAGCACUACAUGCUCCAUGCUCGGGGAGAGCUGUAGAUUGGCCUUCAGCCCUUCCCCCCCCCCCACACAUCCCGCUUCCAUUUCCCUGUUGUCAUAAGUGGCCCCUGCUAAGGGAUCUUUCCUGCUAAGAAAGCUCAAAAGUGAAACCUUCUUUUACUUUAAUUCCUUUUUAAAAAAACAAACAAAAAGACACAUUUCUAUAUUUCUGAAAUGAAUUUAGCUUUGGAACGAGGAGAGGCAGGACCUUGAGGGCAAUUGCUGGCGGGGAGUGCAGUGACUUAAAAGCCCAUCUGCAGGAAGAAGUGAAGUUUCCCCUUGUCCCUGCCCUUUCAGUGAUCUGGAUCUGACAGUCCCUAAAAUAUUCUUUAACCCCCCCCCCCAAACCGAGAUCCUUUUCAUGAACUUUUGUAACAGUAGCACUAGCAGGAUUGCGCCCUGCAGGUCCGUUUCAUUAACAGAACAGGGGUUGUCUUAUGCCAGACACACCCCAAAGGGGGGGGGGGGAGGCAGGAGAUCGUAAGAGACGAAUCGUUUGUCCGUAUGCCCGGCGAGAUCCUGCUUCCCCAGACAAUCCCUUCUCAGCCGGGGUCCCGUUUUCAUUGUCGUUAUGUUGGCACCUGGGUGGCCCAUGCCGAAGUACAGAAGCUGUAUUCCGUUUGUGUGUGCGUGCGUGUUGUGUGUUUGGCUUUUAAAGAAAAAACAGCUCCUGGGAGUGGCACCCGACCCGCCUAACUCAUGAAUUCUAACAAUAUCCCUUCACGGUAGUAGUUGGGAGAGAACGGUUUAAUAAAAACGGUUCUGUCUGACCCUUUUA